AUGAUUCGCACUUUGGGCCUGCAGCUGCAAGCGUUCGAUUAUGGAUCGUUCACCGAUGAUGUCGGUAUCGAGUGGCGAAAGUGGCUACGAUCGUUCGAAGCGAUGAUGCGAGCCAGCCGUAUAGACGACGAAGAUUGGAAGAAGGACUUACUGCUGCACUAUGCGAGACCCAGUGUUCAAUUGUUGUUCGACACCUUACCGGAGCUACCAGAAAAGGAAAUGCGUGGUCCAUUGUUCAACACGGAGCGUUAUAUUCCAAACAUGACCAGCUACGAGGAGGCAAAAGUCAAGUUGAAUGAGUUUUUCUUGCCCAAGGAAAAUUCAACAUAUGAGCGUCAUCUGCUUCGACAGAUGCAACAAAAAGUGGGUGAGAGCAUCGACGCUUUCACUAUCAGGCUCAGGGUCCAAGCGGAACGCUGCGGUUUUGGUGACAGAUUGGAUGAAAAUAUCAAGGACCAAAUCAUUCAGAACUGUCAAUUAGCUGCUCUCCGUCGCGAGUUACUGAAGCGAGGUGAUGUAAGUCUGGAAGAGGUGCUAGAUACGGCUAAAAUUUUCGAAACCGUCGCCCAGCAAGAGAAAUCCUUCGCUAAUGGAGAUGGAAUGAAAACUCCAGUUAAUGAUGUCAACAAGGUCGAUCUAACACCUUCCCUCGGCAAGAGGAUGCGGUUUGCUGAUCCAAGUCAAUUCGAGUGUCAUCGUUGUGGAUUCGUAGGACACCUAGCUAAAGACGACUCAUGUCCGGCAAGAGGAAAAACCUGUAACAAGUGUCUCGUCAAAAAUCAUUUUGCGAAGAAGUGUCGUACAAGACAGCCGAUUAAACCGAAAAGUUAUCCCAAGAGCGAACGCACAGGAAGGAUUCUCACGGCAAAUCCAAGGACCAGUAAGGACGAAGACUCACAUACGGUGAAACACAUCGCUGAGGAUUUGGUUGACGGCAUCGCGGAAUACGUUUUUAAUGUGACAUCUUGUGACGGCAACGGUGAGAUGCGGUGUGAAAUUGGCGGAGUACCUGUGUUUGCUGUGAUCGACUCGGGCUCGAAAUAUAACAUGCUGAGCCAGUCGAAUUGGGAGCAACUCAAAAUCAAUAAAGUGGUUGUAUCAAACCAGCGACGUGAAUCACUCAUGGAGUUUAAAGCAUAUGGAGGGCAAUCACUUCCUUUGAUUGGCGCUUUCAAUGCGAUUCUCAAAGUGGGAAGCGUGAAUACCAUGGCCGAGUUCUAUGUGGUGAAAGGCAACGGCAAAAUAUUGAUCGGACGCGAUACUGCAACAUCAAUGGGAGUUCUAAGGAUCAGUGCCCCUGUCAACGAAGUUGAAGCCAACAGAUGCAGUAAGCUGGGAACCAUCAAGGACGUUAUUGUAGACAUUCCGAUCAGAACUGAUGUAACACCGGUUGUUCAACCGUACCACCGUAUACCAGUGGCACUGGAGAAAUUGGUCGACAAGAAAAUUGAUGAGCUGCUACAUAAGGGUAUUAUUGAGCAAGUGAAUGAACCAGCGAAAUGGGUAUCCCCUGUGGUCGUAGUACCCAAGGGCGAUGGCAGCGAUGUACGCAUUUGCGUCGAUAUGCGUCGGGCGAAUGAGGCGGUUGAGAGGGAAAAUCACCCUCUACCGACAAUCGAAGAUUUCCUGCCCCACCUGGCGAAAGCUAAAGUAUUUUCUCGUUUGGAUGUCGAAAGUGCUUUCCACCAGAUAGAGAUAUCCCGAAGCUCCCGUGAGAUCACGACAUUCAUCACAAACAGAGGUUUGUUCCGCUAUACCCGGCUUAUGUUUGGUAUCAACUGCGCUCCUGAACUGUUCCAAAAAACCAUGGAACAGAUUCUGAGCGGAUGCGACGGCUGCGUAGUUUUUAUCGAUGACGUUAUGGUAUUCGGCGCUAAUCAAGCGGAACACGAUUUGCGAUUGGAAAAGGUUCGUCAGAGGCUGCAGGAACGGAAUGUCGCCCUAAAUGAAGGUAAAUGUGUUUAUGAUGUACCGGAAAUAAAGUUUUUGUGUCAUGUGUUGUCCGUUGAUGGAAUUAAACCAGAUACAGACAAAUUAGAAGGAAUCCGCAAUUUUCGGGAGCCAAAAACAGGGGAAGAGGUUAGAAGCUUCUUAGGCCUCGUGAAUUACCUUGGAAAAUUUAUUCCGGAUUUGGCGACAUUGACUUUUCCGCUCCGGCAGUUGACGAAACAGAAACAACCUUUUGUUUGGGGCUGUGCACAACAAGAGGCAUUUGUGAAAUUGAAGGAUUAUAUGAUUUGUCCGACUACGUUGGGAUAUUUCGAUGUUGAUGAUAGAACCCAACUGGUAGCCGAUGCCAGCCCGGUUGGCUUGAGGGCUGUUCUAAUACAGAUUAAUAGACAAGGUGCUAGGAUCAUAGCUUACGCUAGUAAGAGCUUAUCAGAUGUAGAGAAACGAUAUGCGCAGAUUGAGAAGGAAGCGUUAGCUCUUGUGUGGGCGGUCGAACACUUCCAUUUUUAUUUGUAUGGUCGGUCGUUCGAACUAAUAACGGAUCAUAAGCCUUUAGAGGCUAUCUUCAGCCCAAAAUCUAAACCUUGCGCAAGGAUUCAGAGGUGGGUGGUUCGUCUACAGGCGUACAAAGCAAAAGUGAUCUAUCGACCCGGCAAAACAAAUAUUGCUGACCCACUGUCACGAUUGGCUAUCAAGGAUAACGUUUCGGGUAAAACAUUCGACGAAUGCGCUGAAUCCUAUGUACAUUGGGUUGCCUCAAAUGCAAUGCCGGUAGCUCUAAAGAUCACAGAAAUUGAGCAAGCCUCGGAAUCGGACAAAUCGAUUCAAUCUGUAAAAGAUGGAUUGGAACAAAAUGUUUGGUCGGAAGAUGCUAACCCAUAUAAGAUUUUCGCUACGGAAUUAUGCUUUGCCGGUAACAUCUUACUACGAGGAACGCGUAUAGUCAUACCAGAGGCCUUGAGACUACGGGUAUUGGACCUGGCCCAUGAGGGUCAUCCUGGUAUAACAAUAAUGAAACAGCGGUUACGCGCCAAGGUAUGGUGGCCGAAGCUUGACACACAAGUCGAACGAUAUGUCAAAAACUGCCGAGGAUGCAUGCUGGUAGCUGCACCUCCUGCACCUGAGCCGAUUAAGCGCAGAGAACUACCAUCAGGACCAUGGCAGCACAUAGCCAUCGACUUCCUUGAACCACUUCCCUCGGGCCAUCAUCUGUUAAUUAUUGUUGACUAUUUCAGCCGCUAUAUAGAGAUUGAAAUUUUUACUAAGACAGCGGAUUCCAGCGAGACAAUCAAGCGGCUUGACCCGAUUUUCGCGCGAUUUGGCUUCCCAUUUUCGAUAACUUCAGACAAUGGUCGUCAGUUUUCUAGUGGGGAAUUCCAGAAAUAUUGUGAUGGGCAUGGUAUCGAGCUAAUCACCACAACAUCGUACUGGCAGCAGCAGAACGGUGAAGUAGAGCGGCAGAACCGAUCUAUCUUGAAAAGGUUGUCCAUUUGCGACGAACGGCAACUGGAUCGAUGA
Toxorhynchites rutilus septentrionalis is the source of this 3468-nucleotide messenger RNA. RefSeq lists its product as uncharacterized. Lineage: Eukaryota; Metazoa; Arthropoda; Insecta; Diptera; Culicidae. Gene Ontology annotation, molecular function: zinc ion binding; nucleic acid binding. Bases 1 to 3468 code for a protein of 1155 amino acids. The record is from RefSeq and is a predicted model, not a curated record. Gene Ontology annotation, biological process: DNA integration. The transcript is spliced from 2 exons.